AGGCCAGAGAGGCCUGGAGCAGCAUGAGGCUGAGCUGGGGACCAGGGCUGCUCCUCUUGGGAGUGAUGGGCCUCAUACAGGGUCUCCAGGCAGCCCAGCGCGUCUGUGGGCAGCGUGGCCCUGGCCCCCCUGAACCCCAAGAGGGCUAUACACUGCCCGGUGAAUGGCCAUGGCAGAUCAGCGUGAGGAGGCAGGGGGUCCAUGUUUGCAGCGGCUCCCUGGUGGCUGACUCCUGGGUCCUCACUGCAGCCCACUGCUUUGAAAAGGCAGCGGAGACGGAGGAGCUGGGCUCCUGGUCGGUGGUCCUGGGUUCUUUGCAGCGGGAGGGGCUGAGUGCCGGGGCGCAGGAGCUGGCAGUGUCGGCGCUGCAGCUGCCGCGGGGCUACAGCCACUACAGCCGAGGCUCCGACCUGGCGCUGCUCAGGCUCGCUCGCCCCGCCGGCCGGCCGCCCCUCUGCCUGCCCCUGGCCGCCCACCGCUUCCCCUUCGGCGCCUCCUGCUGGGCCACUGGCUGGGCUCCAGACGCCACUGCCCAAGCCGCUCCCCAGGCCCUUCGGAACCUGCGUCUGCGGCUCAUCAGUCGCCGCACCUGCAACUGUCUCUACAACCGGCUGCACCAGCGGCCCCUGGCCAGCCCCGCGCGGCCCGGCAUGCUGUGCGGGGGUGCCCAGCCCGGGGUGCAGGGGCCGUGCCAGGGAGAUUCCGGGGGCCCCGUGCUGUGCCGCGAGCCCGAUGGGCGCUGGGUGCAGGCUGGGAUCCUCAGCUUCGCGUCCAGCUGCUCCCAGGAGGACACUCCGGUGCUACUGACCGACAUGGCCGCUCACAGCGCCUGGCUGCAGGCCCGGGCCAAGGGGGCGGCCUUCUUGACCCAGAACCCGGGGACCCUGCACAUCAGUGACGAGGACAGCUGCGUGGCCUGUGGCUCCUUGAGAGGGGAAGGUCCCCAGGCAGGAGCCCCCUCCCCGUGGCCCUGGGACGCCCUGUUGAAGCACCGGGGGCAGCUGGUUUGCGGCGGGGUCCUAGUGUCGGAGGAGGUGGUGCUGAGUGCGGCCCACUGCUUCAUCGGGCGCCAGGCCCCGGAGGAGUGGAGCGUCUGGCUGGGCCUCGGAGUGGAGGAGCGCGGCCUGAAGCAACUCACCCUCCACGGAGCCUACACGCACCCAGAGGGGGGCUACGACCUGGCGCUGCUGCUGCUGGCGCGGCCCGUGACCCUGGGCCCCCAGCUGCGGCCGCUCUGCCUGCCCUACGCCGACCAGCGCCUGCCCACCGGGAAGCGAGGCUGGGCCCUGGGGCUGGCGCGCCCUGAAGACCCUGGGCUCCCCCGGACCGUGCCUGUGACCCUCCUGGGGCCCGAGGACUGCAGUCAGCUGCACACAACUCUGGGAGGAGGCCGCACCCCGCUCCCACCCGGGAUGGUCUGCACCAGCGUGGUGGGCGAGCCACCGCCCUGCGAGGGCCUGUCCGGGGCGCCGCUGGUUCGGGAAGUGGGGGGCACAUGGUUCCUGGUGGGGCUGCACAGCUUCGGGGACGUCUGCAGGGGCCCCGCCGGGCCCGCUGUCUUCACGGCGCUCGCCCCCUACGAGGACUGGGUCAGCGGCCUGGACUGGCAGGUCUACUUCGCAGAGGAGCCAGAGCAAGAGCCCGAACCCGAGACCCGAAGCUGCCCGGCCAACAUAAGCCGAGCAGCUGGCUGCUGACAGGACGCCCUCCACCCUGCAGGACAGGGAGCCUCACCUGGGGGUUCGCCCCACCCCACUCUGGCCACAGGGUCCCCCAUCUGCACACACACCCCAUACCUAUCCAGUAACACACCAGGCCUGCUGUUUUGAAAAUGUUUUUAUGGGGGGAGCAUUUUUUUUUAACUUAAAUAAAUUGUUACAAAAUAGA
Erinaceus europaeus (western European hedgehog) is the source of this 1887-nucleotide messenger RNA. RefSeq names its product serine protease 53 (gene PRSS53). Bases 24 to 1697 code for a protein of 557 amino acids. The transcript is spliced from 11 exons. Gene Ontology annotation, biological process: proteolysis. Gene Ontology annotation, molecular function: serine-type endopeptidase activity. The record is from RefSeq and is a predicted model, not a curated record. NCBI's taxonomy places the organism in Eukaryota, Metazoa, Chordata, Mammalia, Eulipotyphla, Erinaceidae.